AUGUAUCUAUUGUGUCGCUUUGUUUCCUUUUGUCAUCUCAAUCUUCAUCUCGCAUACCUAUCCACUCAGCUCGAUGUCCACGAGUCCUUUUACAACUUGGGUUCUACCAAGAGAAGACCGACGGAUCAUCCCAACUCCGACAGACCAGAGAAGACUCACAGACCUGACAAAAAUCCGCCUGAUUCCCUCAAUUCACAUUCACCUUCCGAUCCUCAUCGUUCACCCAAAUGGCACCCAUAUCAUUCGGAUGGUGAUGUAAUACUGCGAGCGAACGAUGGGACUCUGUUCGGGGCGGAUAGCUGGAGACUUGCUAAAGCGAGUGACGUAUUCAAGGAUAUGAUCAAUAUUCUCAACCCGAAUCAUUCAGAUGUCCUACAGCCUCAAGAUGGCUAA
Molecule: messenger RNA, 393 nt
Organism: Kwoniella botswanensis
Lineage: Eukaryota; Fungi; Basidiomycota; Tremellomycetes; Tremellales; Cryptococcaceae
Exons: 2
Coding region: 1-393 (130 amino acids)
Source: RefSeq, a predicted model, not a curated record